Molecule: messenger RNA, 2404 nt
Organism: Drosophila grimshawi
Lineage: Eukaryota; Metazoa; Arthropoda; Insecta; Diptera; Drosophilidae
Gene: alka
Product: glycine receptor subunit alpha-2
Exons: 10
Coding region: 272-1723 (483 amino acids)
Biological process (GO): chemical synaptic transmission; nervous system process; chloride transmembrane transport
Cellular component (GO): neuron projection; membrane; synapse
Molecular function (GO): chloride channel activity; neurotransmitter receptor activity; extracellular ligand-gated monoatomic ion channel activity
Source: RefSeq, a predicted model, not a curated record
ACACACACACACACACAAAGAUAUAUCGCGAACUUAUCCUAAUCGCAUUAAAUAAUUUGAUAAACUUCUAGUGCUCGUCCAUCUAUCUAACUAAUGCAUUAUACACACGGAGUGUAGCAUACUUAAGACGUGUAUGAAUUUGAAUUUUGAGUUUAAUAUCGGUAUCGGUAUCGUGUUGCAGAUUUCAUAAAGCGAACUAUGAAAUUCCCACGUCGAUGUAAAGUGAGAUGAUUUGAGCUUUGGUUUCAUUUUCUGUUUCGUCGUCAACAUCAUGCUGGGCAAAUACAACAUAAAAGUAUUCAUAUCGCUUGGAUUGCCUUUCUUAUUGAUGUGGAUUAGUGAGGCCACGGACGCCCACAUGAACUACAACUAUACAGCGAAGCCGCGAGUGGUUCUUCCGCCUAAUUAUGUCAAGGAAAUGCGACCGCCCUCAAAGAAGGGUUCACCAGUGAUAGUAGACUUUAGCAUUUUUGUUGUAGAUAUUAACUCAAUUAAUGUAGAGGAUAUGGACUUUAGAGUAGACAUGUUUAUACACCAACGAUGGAUGGAAUCGCGACUGGAGAUCUCGGAUGAUAUAUUCGAGGAGGGUGACGAUUAUGUUACCCUACUUCCCGAAUUCUUCGACAACCUCUGGCAGCCGGAUCCCUAUUUUUUAAAUUCAAAGAUUGCCGGAUUUGGAAGUCCAUAUGUUUCCUCGGUUUCCCUACUACGCAAUAAGGAUGAAAGAGAAUCGAAAAACUUUCAUCUAAACAAAACUUUAAAAAUAGCUACCCUGACGCACAAGUUCACAUCUGUAACGCUCUAUAAGAAUAAAACCGUACGCUAUGCGGCCCGCAUGCAUGCAAUAAUUGCCUGCCAGAUGGAGUUCCAACUAUAUCCCAUGGACAUACAAGUCUGUCCUAUUUACAUUGAGAGUUUUUCGUCCAAUAAUCAGAAGGUAAAGCUGCGCUGGUCCGAUUCUGGUGUAACGCUCAAUCCGGAACUGAAACUGCUGCAGUAUAAUCUCGGACAGCCACUGGAGCUGGAGGAGAGUGAUGGCUAUAUGCCCGAGAAAGUGGGCAAUUUCUCACGUUUAACCGUCUACUUUCGUUUCGAGCGACAAAUCGGACAUCAUCUAAUACAGACCUUUGCACCCUCCUCCCUGGUCGUAAUGCUGUCCUGGUUCAGUUUCUGGCUUGGCCUAGAUGCGAUACCAGGACGCGUUACACUACUAGUCACCUGCAUGCUAACGCUUGUGACUAUGUUCACGGGGCUACGGGCGGAUAUACCACCCGUUGCGUAUGUAAAGGCUCUCGACCUAUGGAUGGCCGGUUGCAUGGUGUCUGUAUUCGCUGCCUUGGCCGAAUUUGUUGUCGUCAAAGUAUUGGACGUGCAGUACCAGUACCAAGUGAAUCGCAUACCAAAGGUACUGCCCAUGCGCAUUAGCAAUAUGGAAAAGGGUCAAUGUGCAACGGUCGCCAGCUGGGAAAGUGGUGCGGUACGGUCUCGGAAGGCCACACAAACGCCAACCACGCCCGGGCAGACCUCGCUGCAGGGCAACGGAGGACCCCCAAAGCCUGCCCGUCGCCAAAGCCUGCUGUCCGUUGCAUGGACGGACACGGAUACGGGCGUUGAGAAGAUCAUGUGGCGUGAGAUUGAUAAAGUUUCACGGGCCGUGUUUCCGAUCUUGUUCUUUGUGUUUGUACUGUUGUAUUGGCCCAUAUUGCUGAUGAAGUCGUCCUAGGAUUUGGGGAGCUCCAGGAUACACAUUUCUGGACUCCGUUAAAAAUCUCAGAAGCAAAAAAAAUAAAUAAAAUGGAAUUCAAACUCACAACGAAACUGAAAUUCAAUUCACAACACACCACACGGUUUUACACUAAAAUAUGGAGCAUAUUCAACUAUCUAAUUAAUCUAUUGCUUUAAGCAUAUCACUAAAACACAUAAUACGGCAUCUUCUACAGUUACCUUAAUUAAUGAACAAAAGUCACAAAGUUUAGCUACAAAAUUGAGACUUGCUCAUCUAAAUACUUACCAUUCUAUUUAUGUUUAAUUUUUAUACUCAUACAACUUGUAUUUGUUCUGUUCUUAUGAUCUUGAGUACCUCACAACAUCAAAAGAUACAGAUGGAUAAAAACGUUUAAAAAUUAACUGCACGACUCAAUGAAAGAAUUGAUUAAAAAAAUCUGAUUUUUAUAUAAUUCAUGUUUAUAUACAUUGUGCACAAAGCUGAAUUAAAUAAUUAUAUUUAUUUGUUAGUUAAUGAAAGCACUAUUUGCUAAGAACCCUAUCCCAAAAGAUAUUGUUAUUGCCUUUGCUAUUUUAUUUACAAUUACAAUUAACAACAACAAGCUCUUUUUUUAUAGGCUUAAGCAAAACCGCCAUACAAAUUAAUUGGUGCUUUAAAAUGAUAAUACAAUUUACAAAA